This is a messenger RNA of Anolis carolinensis (green anole), 4181 nucleotides long. RefSeq names its product integrator complex subunit 4 (gene ints4). The record is from RefSeq and is a predicted model, not a curated record. The coding region runs from base 57 to 2984 and encodes 975 amino acids. The transcript is spliced from 23 exons. Gene Ontology annotation, biological process: snRNA processing. NCBI's taxonomy places the organism in Eukaryota, Metazoa, Chordata, Lepidosauria, Squamata, Anolidae. Gene Ontology annotation, cellular component: integrator complex.
CGGCUACGGUGGCUGCGAAGGGCCAUUUGUGACGGAAAAGCGAAACUCGAGUACUGAUGCUUCGGUCCAAGAUGGCGGCGCACUUAAAGAAGCGAGUGUACGAAGAGUUCAGCAAAGUGGUUGUCCAGCAACAACAUGAAGAGAUUUCUGCUAAGAAACUCCGGCUGACCAAACCAAGUAAGUCAGCAGCACUCCAUGUGGAUCUGUGCAAGGCGACUUCACCAGCAGAUGCUCUGCAAUACCUGCUGCAAUUUGCCAGGAAGCCAGUGGAAGCAGAAAGUGUGGAAGGAGUGGUCCGAAUCUUGCUGGAGCAUUAUUACAAGGAGAAUGAUCCUUCUGUCAGACUGAAGAUUGCUUCUUUGCUGGGCUUGCUGUCAAAGACUCCAGGCUUUUCCCCCGACUGCAUUUUGGAUGAUGCCAUUAACACACUUCAGAAUGAGAAGUCACACCAGGUUCUUGCUCAGCUGCUGGAUACCUUACUGGUGAUUGGGAAGAAGCUCCAAGACAGCCUUGCAGUGCGUGUGCGCCUGGUAGAUGUUGCCUGCAAGCACCUGACUGAUUCCUCCCAUGGUGUAAGAAACAAAUGCCUCUUGCUGAUUGGCUGCCUUGGAACUGUGGAAAAAGGGUCCUUGAAAGAACCCGAUGGCCAGCCUGCUAAAGAUGUCCAGAAGAUAAUAGGAGAUCACUUUAAUGACCAGGACCCUCGGGUUAGGACUGCAGCUAUAAAAGCUAUGCUCCAGCUCCAUGAAAGAGGAUUGAAGCUUCAGCAAACCAUUUACAACCAGGCAUGUAAGCUCUUAACGGAUGACUACGAACAGGUCCGCAGUGCUGCUGUUCAGCUCACCUGGGUCCUCAGUCAGCUUUAUCCAGAAAGAAUUGUCCCAAUCCCUUCCUCCAAUGAAGAAAUCCGUCUAGUUGACGAUGCAUUUGGCAAAAUUUGUCAUAUGGUUAGCGAUGGCUCGUGGGUGGUGAGAGUCCAAGCUGCUAAAUUGCUGGGAUCUAUGCUGCAAGUUAGUUCUCAGUUUUUAGAACAAACCCUGGACAAGAAGCUGAUGUCGGACUUGAGGCGAAAACGCACAGCCCACGAACGUGCGAAAGAGCUCUACACCUCUGGGGAGUUCUCAAGCGGCAGGAAGUGGGGAGACGACGCUCCCAAAGAAGAAGUGGACACCGGAGCUGUGAACCUGAUGGAAUCCGGUGCCUGCGGGGCCUUCGUUCAUGGCCUGGAAGAUGAAAUGUAUGAGGUUCGGAUUGCUGCCGUUGAGGCGCUUUGUAUGUUGGCCCAAUCCUCCCCCUCCUUCGCAGCAAAGUGCCUCGAUUUUCUGGUUGACAUGUUCAAUGACGAGAUUGAAGAAGUGAGGCUGCAGUCGAUUCACACCAUGAGGAAGAUUUCCAAUAACAUCACCCUGCGGGAGGAUCAGUUGGACACGGUGCUAGGGGUUUUAGAGGAUUCUUCCAGAGACAUACGGGAAGCUCUCCAUGAGCUUUUGUGCUGCACCAAUGUCUCAACAAAAGAAGGCAUCCACCUUGCUCUGGUUGAGCUGCUGAAGAACCUGACCAAGUAUCCGACUGACAGGGAUUCCAUCUGGAAGUGCUUAAAGUUCCUAGGAGGGAGGCAUCCAACCCUUGUGCUUCCACUUGUUCCUGAACUGCUGGGCACCCACCCUUUCUUUGAUACCCCAGAACCUGACAUGGAUGACCCAGCUUACAUUGCAGUCUUGGUUUUCAUUUUCAACGCUGCCAAAUCGUGUCCAACGAUGCCUGCCCUGUUCUCGGACCACACCUUUCGGCACUACACUUACCUUCGGGACAGUCUCUCUCACCUUGUCCCUCCCUUAAGAUUGCCUGGGAAAAAGCUGGCAUCUUCGCCUGUGUCUGCCACCCUUGCCCUCCAGGAAGACCCUUCCCAGGAAUUUCUGAAGCAGAGCUUGGAAACAGUGUUCAAUCUUCAGCAUCUAGACCCACAGGGCAUUCAGGAGCUGCUUGAGUUUACCAUCCGAGAUCUUCAGAGAUUUGGAGAACUCCAGUCUGACUUGGCUGGGAUGGCUGACUUCUGCGCCGCUUACCUUCGCUGCCAACUGCUUCUCAUUAAGGCUCUUCAGGAGAAGCUGUGGAAUGUAGCUGCACCCUUGUAUUUGAAACAGAAUGCCCUGGCAUCAACUGCAGCAAAGCAGAUCAUGGAUGAAACGUACAAGAUGGAGUUUAUGUACAGUGGUGUGGAACACCGGCAGGUGGUCAUCAUCCACCACAUGAGGCUGCAGGCAAAGGCAUUGCAGCUUAUUGUAACUGUACGGACGACAAGAGGAGCAGAACCUCUCUUUGGAAUAUGUGAGAAGUUUUUGCAGGAAGUGGAUUCUUUUCAAAGGUGCUUCAUUGCUGAGCUUCCUCACAUGCAAGAUAGUUUUGUCGAUAAACUCCUGGACCUGAUGCCCAGACUGGUUACCUCCAAACCUUCAGAAGUUGUCAAGAUCCUACAAGCGACGUUGCGACAGAGUAGCUUCCUUCGCCUUCCACUCCCAGAGAAAAUCCACAAAGCAAGCGCCACCAUUAUUGAGCCAGCAGGUGAAUCUGACAACCCUCUGCGCUUCACAUCAGGGUUAGUCGUGGCCUUGGAUGUCGACGCAACUCUAGAACACGUGCAGGAUCCGCAGGGCACAGUGAAAGUUCAGGUAGUCUACCCAGAUGGCCAGGCACAGCUGAUCCAUCCCAAGCCGGCAGACUUUAGGAACCCCGGACCUGGAAGGCACCGGUUAAUUUCUCAGGUUUACCUCUCACAUACUGCCUGGACAGAGCCUUGUCAGAUCGAAGUGCGGUUGCUGCUGGCGUACAGUUCAGACAGAAACAGAGCACCUGCGAGGCUCCCUCGUUCCACCUGGGGAGACAGCAUGGAGUUCCUCCCUCAGCCCGAGAACACCAUCGAAGGAACCAUUCCUUUCAGCAAGCCUGUCAAAGUCUAUAUCAUGCCGAAACCUGCCAGACGGUGACACCUUUUUUUUUUUUGGGAACUAUAUCUUGUGCUGCUGCGAGUGUUCUUGGAAGCAGUCUGAGACAUUUGAGAACCAGGGCAGGACAUUCAUGCAAUACUUCACUGGGACAUACUCUGGUGAUAGCAACUCCAGGCACACAGCCUUCAGAAUAGAGCUGUUUUCUCUAAGGGAAUGGAGAAGUAUCAGAAGAUGAUGGAGAGACAAGCUCAGCUUAUACUGUGUUAGGGUCUGCCCCAUAUUCAAAAACUGUCAAAAUGUAAAGAAGGAGAUUGGUACAACUUUGUUUUAAAGUAUCCUACUUCAUCAUCCAGUUGCCUUCUUAUAGGCUGGAGACUCAGGUUUUCCAAUUCGCUUUCUUUUCAAGAGAUGCUGUUGUCCUUUUUAAGCAUUUCCCUUGGGACAUUUUCACAGUUAAGCACAGUUAGAGGUGAUGGUUUUCCUCUAGCAUGCAGGCAGGGAUUGUAAACAUCUAUUCUCCAUUUGUUGGCCAUAUGGCCUGAUGUUUUUGCUACUUGAACCUGGCAUUUGGUGAACUCAUUGCCCAUUAACAUUGUGUUCAGCAUCUUAAAAAAAACCAGAAGAGAAGUUGUGUUUUAUAAACUAGGAAACCUUACCAGUGGUCUCCUUUUCAGUUAUUUAUUGUCAUGUGUUAACCAUGGAAUCUGUGACAGGUUUCUCAUUGUGUCUCUCACAGUGUGCUUUGGUUUAUCUUUGGAACUUUAGCAAUUUCAUCACUGUCUUGAUUUGCCUGCAUUCCAGAUCACUGAGAACAGAGUGGGCCAUGGUUUUAUAUAAAGGAUAGACAACGAGUCACUUGCAGGUUAAGGGGCCCCUCAGGUGUGAACCCAAAGCCCUUUGACUACAAAAGGCACCCAUACAUGGCCAAAACCACAGAAUGUUGGUUUCCUUAACCCCCCAAAGACCCCCAAACAUUAGAGAAAAGAAAAAAGAAGGGAAAUCAGACAAAAUUUGGAUUUUUAAUUUCUUUGUUCUAGAAUUUUGAGAAAAAAAUCCCAUAGAAAAAGGAUUGCAUUUCACUUGGGACAGAGACCCCCUUGACAAACCAAACAUUUAUUUUUUGGAACCCAAUCACAGGGAUGAAAUCUAGUUUUUGACUUGUUACAAUUUGAAUUAAUUUGCACAAAAAGUACAUUUUAAUGUAUUUUUAGAAUAAAAAGGAGGAAAUGCUCAAAA